AUCGCCACACGCUUCAGUGGCGGUGCAUGCCGGGAAAUGUAGUUCAACGGAGCCGCGACUGCGCAUGUGCCUCAGCCUCUAGGCUUUUCCAAUUAGGAUGUCGGUGCACUUCGAGGAGAAAAGCGGGGUGGUGCCGUGUAAGACUCCGUGGGGCUGCUGGUACCAGACCAUGGAGGAGGUCUUCAUUGAGGUGCAGGUGCCGGCUGGCACACAGAGCCGGGAUGUCCGAUGUAGACUGAGGAUCAGAGACAUAACGCUGGCCGUGCGGGACAAGCAAAUCCUAGAGGGACGACUUUAUGAUUCUACAAAAAGUGAUGAAAGUACAUGGACUUUAGAGGACAAAAAACUUAUACGAAUAGUAUUAACGAAGUCCAACCGGGAUGCAGGCAAUUGCUGGCCCUCUUUACUGGAAGGAGAAUAUUCUGCUGAUCCAUGGCUUCAGGAUCAGAUGCAAAAGAAGUUGACAUUAGAAAGGUUUCAAAGAGAGAACCCUGGCUUUGACUUCAGCGGAGCAGAAAUCUCAGGAAACUACAGUAAAGGUGGACCUGACUUCUCUGGUUUACAAAAUUAAUCCUGUUCUAAUGUGAACACCAAUUAAAAUGAUCUAAUUUUAUUUUUUAUAUUUGGAAAUGACAUUUUGGAAAUCUUUUUAUUGAGUCAUCUAUCAUAAAUUUGUACUUGUCCAAACGAUUUCUAGUAAAGUGAAGCGAUUUCUUCAUAA
Molecule: messenger RNA, 721 nt
Organism: Rana temporaria (common frog)
Lineage: Eukaryota; Metazoa; Chordata; Amphibia; Anura; Ranidae
Gene: NUDCD2
Product: NudC domain containing 2
Exons: 4
Coding region: 98-571 (157 amino acids)
Biological process (GO): protein folding
Cellular component (GO): cytoplasm
Source: RefSeq, a predicted model, not a curated record